This is a messenger RNA of Aspergillus saccharolyticus JOP 1030-1, 375 nucleotides long. RefSeq lists its product as uncharacterized. NCBI's taxonomy places the organism in Eukaryota, Fungi, Ascomycota, Eurotiomycetes, Eurotiales, Aspergillaceae. The transcript has a single exon. The record is from RefSeq and is a predicted model, not a curated record. The coding region runs from base 1 to 375 and encodes 124 amino acids.
AUGUCCGGACCCCUCCUCACCAACGGAACCUUCCCCCCCACCGAGCUCAUCAUCACCGUCCUCAAAACCCAAAACUAUGACUGGACCCGCAACGACUGGGCACUCGCCAAGCAAGCCGUGCGUGAGGCAUGGCGCGAGAAACGCGUCGCCCACCCGCCGCUGUGCGACCAGCGACUGGGCGCCGUCGUGUUCCACGUGGACUUUGUGCGGUUCUAUAUUGAAGCGCCCGACGCGCGGGACGGGCGGCCGCUGCUGUGGGAGUAUGCGGGCCGGGCCGAGUGGAGGUGCUGGGGCCAGUGGUGUUUCUGCGAGGGGGAUUUUCGAUUUGCGGUGGGGGAGUUUAAGCGGGUUCUGGGGGUGCAAAUUGAUCAAUGA